UUCUGUCAAAGAGCCUCUGUGCGGGGCCCUGAAUUGCGUCCGUGGUGGAAAAUUCUCAUCUGGGAUUUGAGUGCGCACGGCCUGAAAACCUGGCAGUCCACACACUUGAUCAGUGACUUCAGCUCCCUCACACUUCACAAACAGCAGGUUUACACAUUCAACACACAGUGACAGUAGUCUGGGCCCUGUCAGCCAAUCACAGCCCCGAGGAGCCACCCCCCUGCAGUGGGUGGGAGAGCUGCUCAAGCACAACUCUGUUUCAGGACACACAAGUUUGAGUUGGUGGUUUGGACAACUUUUAGGCUUGCCCAUUUUAUUGUAAACAUUACACAGAGUUUUUUCUGGCCAGUUCAAAAUGGCUGAACUUGUGAGAAUACGAAGGAAAAGGCUCCAGGUGCCCAUCUCUAGACUCAGGAGUAUGCUCAAGCAGCUCGAAGAGAAAGAGGUCAACUUUGAGGAAAUUAAAAAUAACUUGGAUAUUACGGCAUCUUUGCUGGAGGCGGUGUACCUCGAUGGAACGAGGCAGUGUCUAGAGUCAGAGGACGACUUACAGCAGUUACAGUCCGAUGGAGUUCCUUCAGAAGUCACAGACUGGCUCGCCUCCACCUUCACUCAGAAGAUCAGACGUCCUCUCAGAAGAUCAGAUGAAAAACCCAAGUUUCGCAGCAUCGUUCAUGCAGUGCAGGCCGGAAUAUUUGUUGAAAGAAUGUUCAAGAGGACCUACACGGCGGCGCUCCCAGACCAGCCCUCAGCGGUCGUAAACUGUCUCAGGGACUUGGACCGCUGGAGUUUUGACGUGUUUGCCCUGAGCUCGGCCAGUUCAGAUCACGCUCUUCACACCAUCGUGUUUGAGCUCAUCGCCCGAUACGACCUCAACAACAGAUUUAAGAUCCCCAUCUCGUAUCUGACCGAGUUCCUGUCUGCUCUGGAGAGAGGAUACUGCAAACACAAUAACCCGUACCACAACCACCUGCACGCCGCCGAUGUGACCCAGACCCUCCACUGUCUGCUGCUGCGCUCUGGACUCGUGCACUGGUUGACGGAGCUUGAAGUAAUGGCAUCUUUAUUUGCUGCAGCGAUCCAUGACUUCGAGCACACAGGAACAACAAACAACUUUCACGUCCACACAAAGUCGGAGUUUGCACUGAUCUACAACGACCGGUCAGUUCAGGAAAGUCACCACCUCAGCGCCGCGUUUCGACUCCUGCAGAAUGACCACAUGAAUAUAUUUUUAAACUUAACACGAGAAGAAUGGAUGGAGAUGCGAGCGCUGGUCAUAGAGAUGGUUCUGGCGACUGACAUGUCGUCCCACCUGCUCCAAGUCAAAGCCAUGAAGUCGUGUCUGCAGCAACAGGAGCGGAUAGACAAGGCCAAAGCACUUUCUCUUCUGCUUCACACUGCUGAUAUCAGCCAUCCGUCCAAACCCUGGGGACUUCAUUCUCGCUGGACAAAAGCCCUGAUGGAGGAGUUCUUCAGGCAGGGUGACAGAGAGGCAGAGCUCGGGCUGCCCUUCUCUCCGCUGUGCGACCGUAAAACCACACUGGUGGCUGACUCACAGAUUGGUUUCAUAGACUUUAUAGUGUACCCCUCGUUCUCUCUCCUGACCGACAUGGCUGAGAAAAUUGUCAUUCCUUUGGUGGAGGAGAACCCCGGGCCUCCAGAUCCUUGCAACAGGCACAGUAAUUUGUGGAAGGAGAGCUCCAGAGGGCUGCAGUGGAGCCUGGCUCACAUCACGGCAGAACUGGUCAGCUUCCGCUCCACUUGGACACGGCACACGGAAGACAACAAGCUCAAAUGGAAAGAGAGUGCCUCCAACGGAUUUCGAGACGCCACUGUGACGAGAGAUGAGAAAAGUAAACAAGAUCAAUCGGAAAACACGAUACAGAGCUUGUCUACAACAACACAGUAGAUUUUUUAUGACUAUAAUGAAAGAAAGAUCCACCUGAAACGACGCGAUUAUAAUCAGAGGUGGGUAGAACUCAGAUACUUUUACACAGCUACAGCUACUUGAAGAAAUUACACAGUGCCUGGGCAAAAAAAAAAAAGUCACCACCUGGAUUUAACUGAGCAAAAACGUACAAGCUUCUUUUUGGAUAAUUACUGCGUGAGCAAUUAUCUUUCAGCUGCAAAAGAAAAGAUGUUAGUCUGUCUGAGGAGGGUCAAAUCAUUGGCAUUCAGCAGAGAAAACAUCUUAGGUGCUGCAGAAACGACUCAAAUUGGGUUAAGAACUGUCCAUCGCAUGAUUAAAAACUGGAAGAACCCAUCGUCUUCAGACUGGACCGUCAUCAAUGCAAGAUCUUGGUGAAAAAUGAACUGAUUCUGAUACUGUAGCUUUAAGGAUCUGACUGAAAACAGGAUUUAUUUACUUAAAAUAAGAAUAAAAUAAGGCAAAACUGAUCCAAACGUGUUGUGUAGCUGUUAUUAAUCUCCCACGUAACAAUAUUCAAACAUUAUGAGGCUUCCUGGGCCAAUUCUGAUCUGUAAAUAAUCUUAUUUCUCAUUAAAUCACUAUAUAUGUCCAACCAGGAUAUCGAUGGAAACGAUAUUUGGAAAUAGGAUUGUAUCGGUGCAUUCCUACGUUCCACCAGCCUGUUUAACUGUAACAAAUAUUUUUCUUAAUUCAGGUUUUGCUGGACGUUUGACUGCACAGAGGGCGUGGUCUGGGGUCUUUGGGACAUUUCCGCAUUUUCUUUUGAGAUCAAACCUCCUUGUCAAAGCCUGAUCUUAUCGUGUGUGACCUUUUUUUUUUUUUUUUUUGGCCAGGCAGUUUACUUUUCAAAAUUUCUGACGCUAAUUCUUCUACAAAAGGACGUCUACGAGUGACAAAAGCUUUAAGUUGACGAUAUUACAUGAGUUUAACAUUUGUGCUUCUUCAGAUGUUUGUUUUUUUGUAUUUUUUUUGUCUGAUUAAAACAACUCAAAAAACACAAAUCUGAUUUUAAAUACGUUUUACAUCCAAACUGUUUCUCCAAAUACUUUUUUACUAAUUACUUUGGCUCUUCCUUUUUCCACUUGAGUAAUAUUUAUUAAGUAAUAUUCAUGUUGUGAGUCACUCUACCCACCUCUGUUUAUAAUAAAACCAUUACAUAAUUACAUAUAUACUGUAGACUUUUUGCUAACACCAUGUUGAAGCGAGAGGUAAUAGUUGAAAAGAUGUCAUGUCUUAUGUGUAUAAUAUAAAUGUUAAUUUAAACAGUGUACAUGCGGGCCAUGUUUUACAGAGAUAGUGCUUAUUCUACUUGAGAAACGUGUAAUGUAAUCUUUUUAGGACAUGCACAUGGAAAUAACUAAGCAAUAAAUGCAGAAAUAUUUGGUU
Periophthalmus magnuspinnatus is the source of this 3316-nucleotide messenger RNA. Its product is annotated as dual specificity calcium/calmodulin-dependent 3',5'-cyclic nucleotide phosphodiesterase 1B-like. Gene Ontology annotation, biological process: signal transduction. The coding region runs from base 356 to 1909 and encodes 517 amino acids. NCBI's taxonomy places the organism in Eukaryota, Metazoa, Chordata, Actinopteri, Gobiiformes, Gobiidae. The transcript is spliced from 14 exons. The record is from RefSeq and is a predicted model, not a curated record. Gene Ontology annotation, molecular function: 3',5'-cyclic-nucleotide phosphodiesterase activity.